CUCAUGAUUAACAUAGUGUCAAGCCCUUCAUUGUAAACACAAUAGUAGCCCUUUUACAUCAAUGGCAAUGAAAUCUUUCAUCCUCCUAAUCCCCAUUUUGAUUGUAAUUUUUGUUGGAACACAAGCUGAAGCUCAACUUCCUCCUACUACUGCUGGCGCUUCAUUUAACAUAAGUGGAAUUGUCUUGUGUUCGACGGAUAGCAGCGUUUAUAAUGUCGCAACCCCAACCCCUCCGUUCCCAAAUGCUACAGUUCAAUUAUUAUGUGAUGGAAAUGUGAUAGCCUCGACCACAACAAGUGAAUCGGGAGGAUUCUCUUUUCUCGUUCGGCUUCAAGCUACUCUCACCACUGUUUUAGCAUCUUGUAAGGUAGAUGUUGUUACACCACUCUCGGCUUGUAACGCAACCCUACCUUCAACCUCCCCGUCUCUUGAAGCCUCACUACGAGCAACCAUUCAAAGCAGCGUGACCACUAGUAAGAUUAUUACAUCGCCAUUCCAAGUGAUGGGAAGUUUAUGAUUUGAGUUUGCUUCUAUGAAUAAAGAAAGAUAUAGACUUCUACAUUAUUUCCUCUACAAAAUGUAUGAGUAAAGGAAGAUAUCGAUUUCCAUAA
Helianthus annuus (common sunflower) is the source of this 611-nucleotide messenger RNA. Its product is annotated as phylloplanin. The coding region runs from base 62 to 517 and encodes 151 amino acids. The transcript has 2 exons. Lineage: Eukaryota; Viridiplantae; Streptophyta; Magnoliopsida; Asterales; Asteraceae. The record is from RefSeq and is a predicted model, not a curated record.